CUACCCAAACCAUUCAUCUACUCUGAAUAUAUCUACUUAGCAAUAAAUAACUAAUAUAAUCUUGCUGACAAAGAGAAAUUGAAAGAGUGAAGGGAGAAUUGAGGAAAAUGAAUUAGAUUUCGAUUUAGAUGGCCACUCAAUUAUAUUUUUACUAUUUAUUUAAGUUAUUCUCAUUAUCAUUAAUAGGUGACAAUUUAAUCACUCUAUUUUUAUAUGUGAAAGGAAGAUGGUAAUAAUAUGAAUUGGAAAUGUAAAAUCAUAUCCACCCUAUACCCAAUAAUUACAAGAAUCCUCCCCAUUGAUUGGAUCGAACACGAUCAAAAUACACCCGCGAUCCCAAAUUUCAAAAUUUGGUUGUUACCCCUAUAUUCUCUACCAAACUAGACAUUACAUUACAUUGGGAACCAUAUGUUCACUCUGUUCGUCCCAUGCCAUCUAAUUGUCGUGCUGCUACAUUUUAUUACUGAUAAACGUGAAGCAUACCGUCAACACCAAUGAUCUUUAACAACGGCAAGAAGAAAGAGCACUGAGCACAUAUCGUCUCUUAGUUCCCGCCAAUUGUCAUUGCUUCCAUCAACGUUGGGUGACACCAUAGAAGAGGACAUCAGCAAGAAAAGCCGGCAACCCUACCUGGUGUAGAAACCGUCAACAUAGGGAUUCACUCCACAACCUCUCCGCCUCCAAAGUCCAAACUACUUCCGGACGGCAUCUGGCCCUGAAAAAGAAUCUCUCCAUGAAUUAAGUUUGGCUUCAUUGCUCCAAAACAAAGAAACCCAGAAAACCUUCCCCUUUGGAAUCCCCGAUCCAACCCAUUUUUCCUUGAAGUUUCCAAGGCCAUUAUCAGGUAAUUGUCCCUUUUUUCCUAGGGUUAUAUGUACGCCUAGCUUCCUUCAUUCCCCCACCCAAAGGCCAAAUCUUUAUGGUGCUUCUUCCCUGAAAAGAACAGCAAAAUUGUUCUUGUUCAAUGGGUAGGGAGGACUUGACGAUGAUUGUGAAUCCCAUCUUCACCCCAUCUCAGAAGAGGGUGGUGGUGAUACAGGACGCCUUCAGUCAAGUUUCCCCCAUUGCCAUAGCAUGGGCUUUGAAUGGAUUGUCCCUUAGCUCUGGGGAUUCUCUUACCCUCCUUGCAGUUCUUCACCGGGUCAAUAACUCCUUGGGAUACAGAACCAAAGUGGGCUCCGGUUACCCCAAGAAAGCUGUGAACAGAGAAGCUGCAAGGAAGCAGGCCGAGUUUGACAGCAAUGUCGAUCUUAUGCAUGUCUCCAAGAAGUUCGAGGCACGCAAGGUCAAUUUUGUGGUAGAGGUGGUAGUAGGAUCUUCAGCAAAGGGUGUUGCACUUCAAAAAGUGGAGAGUCUAAAAGCCACUUGGGUGGUACUCGACAGGCAGAUGAAGAGACACAGGAAAUUCUUCCUCCAAAAUCUCUCCUGUGGGAUUUCCAGGAUUAAGAAGAACAACGUCGUCAAACAGCUGAGAGAGCCUAAAAAAGCCAUGAUCACCAGUCUACACACUGGUCAUGAUCACGAGCAGAAAAAAGUGAGGCCCGUGACUUAUGGCGAAAUGUUGCCUGGAACUCCUGAAGAAGAUGAUCUCUUCAGCCUCGAGCUUCCACCACCACGCCAUGUUCAGGAAGAAACAGGUAAUAACAGCAGCAGCAGCAGGCUAGUGUUGGAGAAGUGGCAAGCAGAAGUUUCAUUCCAAUGUUCGGUGUGUUCGGUCUGCAAAACCAGAAGGGGAUUUCCAGUUGAUCCAAGGGGUUGGGGAUAUGAAUAUGAAGAAAUCCAAGCUGCAACUGAUGAUUUCUCAUCAAGCAACUUCAUGUCUGGGGAUGUUGAUGCAACGACAGGGUCCACCUUUUUCAGAGGGCAGCUGAAGAACAGCAACAACCAGAAGAUCAUUGUGAAACGAUGCAGGAGUUCCGUAAACAUGAUUGGAGAUGCGAAAUUCAGUUUUGAGAUUAAUCUUCUCAGGGCAGUUAGGCACGAUAAUGUGCUGAUGUUGAUGGGUUCUUGCUCAAACGGCCACGGCCUCAGGCUGCUUGUGUAUGAGUAUGCCUGCAACUGCACACUUGAUCAACAUCUAUCGAAAACUUGCCCAUUGCCCUUGACAUGGUCAGAUAGGGUGAAAGUAGCAGUUGGAGCAGCAAGGGGGCUAAACUAUCUCCAUGAGAACAACAUAGUUCACAGGAAUGUGAAAGCAGACAGUAUUUUUUUAACUCAUGAUUUUGAGCCCCUGCUUGGUGAUUAUGGGCUUUCAGAGAUGGCAGAUUCAGCACCAGAACUCUCUACAGCAACUGAUGUGUAUGCGUUUGGAGUCGUUAUGCUCGAGUUGAUCACAGGCCAAAGUGCCAAGGAAGUUGUCGAAACUAUGGCCUCGGGGAAAACAAGUCUUGUUGGAUGGGCAAGGCCAAUCCUGAGAGAGAGAACUCAUUUUCAGCUGAUCGACACAAGAAUCGUCAGGUCCCAUGAUGGCGAACAGCUCUACUGGAUGUGUAGAUUGAUACACAAAUGUCUUGCUGAAAACCCAAAGAAAAGGCUGGCCAUGAAUGAGGUGGUAUCUGCAUUGGAGUGCAUAGCAGAGAGGAAGGAGAACAGCAUACUGGACGAUGUUUUGGCAGUGAGAUCGAGUCUGUCUCGCAGCACAUUCGAAGAAGAAACAUCCAUGUGGACGAAUGAAAGGGAGAACUUCAGCAGAGAUGCAACAGAUUCGGAGAUGAGCAAGGAACAGAGCCAAAGAACAUCAUCACAUUCAGAAAUGAUUUCAUCGAGCUCUUUUUUCAGCGGGUCUAGUAAUGUAGGAAUGAGGACUAUGGGCAGACCAGCUUUGGUUUAUGGAGAAAUGCUUGUUUAAUCUCUUACCCCACCCACAAUUUUUCAUUGCAUUUGGAAAGCUAUUUGGUCUAGUUUUGGUACACUUUCUC
Molecule: messenger RNA, 2918 nt
Organism: Linum trigynum
Lineage: Eukaryota; Viridiplantae; Streptophyta; Magnoliopsida; Malpighiales; Linaceae
Source: the annotation of a GenBank genome assembly